AUGGGUGCAUUGCUGCCUUUGGCGGUUGAAGCAGAAGAGGUUCCAAAAUCCAUGGCAGCAGUUGGGGGCGAUCGCAGUGUCCUGAAAGGAGGAUUGAAGUUCCCCAAGGCCUCCUUUGGACUGCAAGUGUACAGUGAUGAGACAGCUGAGCGGCUGACGCAAAUGGCCAUCGACGUUGGCUACAGAAACUUUUUUGCUUCUGUCUUGGCCGGAAACCAGAAGGGGUUUGCCCGCGGUGUCCAAAAGUCUGGCAUUUCUCGCGACGAGCUCUUCAUUUGCGGAUCAGUGCUAAGCAAUUUGGCGCAGGAUUUUGAAGAUGGGUACUUGACCACAAAGAAAGGUUGCGCACAGAAUCUGGAAGCCCUGGCUGAAGGUGGCAUCACGGAGCUGGAUAUGAUUAUGUUAGACUACCCAGCCAAAGACUGUGAGACCAUUCGGGGGCAAUGGAAGGCUUUUGAGGAAAUGCUGGCAGCAGGCCAAACCAAGAGUUUGGCUGUGAGUAAUUUUUCGCCAGAGCAGCUGGACUGUAUCCUUGCGGAUCCUGAUGCAACUCCUCCAGUUCUGAAUCAGCUUCCCUAUUCUCUGAAGAGCUACGAUGAUAAAGCCGUGCGUGAAAACGGCAAACGCGGCAUUCUGGUGCAAGCCUGGGGUCCGCUGGGAUCCGGCAGCCUGGGCAUCAGCGCGUCGAAGCUGGCCGAGGAAAUCGGCCAGAAGUAUGGCAAAACUGCAGCGCAGGUAGCCCUGCGAUGGAUUUUGCAAACGGGAGCCACUUUCACGACUCAGUCCAAGAACAAGGACCACUUGAAGGAGGACCUGCAGAUUUUCGACUUUGUCCUAGCUGACGAUGAGGUUCUUCAGCUAAGUGACCUGAGCACCAGCCUUUCAGGACGCCUCAGUGCUGUGGCAGAUGUGGCCAUUCCAGUCGGUGGGGCUGUGGGCGGCGCUUUGCUCAUCUCCACCGUCUUGGAUUCCUUCGAUUCAAAGAAGGUGGAGGAAAAAGCGGAUGAACCAAGGACAGCUGCCGGGGAACGGCCCUUGAGUAAGAAGACAGAGGAGGAGGACGAGGAGGAUGAUGGUGCUUUGUAG
Molecule: messenger RNA, 1086 nt
Organism: Symbiodinium pilosum
Lineage: Eukaryota; Dinophyceae; Suessiales; Symbiodiniaceae
Source: the annotation of a GenBank genome assembly